AGUUUGGUAUUUACUUUAAAUUUGCUGCAAUAUGCUAAACAUGAAGCCAUAUGUGCCAUCGAGUGCAAUUGCUGUUCGGGAGAGUUAUGAUGAUGACCUUAGUGACGACAUUGAAGAUGAUGUGUUCAUUAGAGACGGAAAAUCAAUUAAAGCGUACGAAGAGAAAGGACUGAAGCGACCAUUGAUGGCACCUCGACGUCGUAACAGUAGUAAACCACUACUGAAAUCAUCAAAAACACGAAAAACUAUGGCAGCAAUAUUUCGAAAGCGUAACCGUUGUUGGAAAUUUUGCGAACCAUUUUGCUAUGCUUUUGCCGCGUUGCUUGUUCUUUUCCUUCUAUUCAUAUUGGCCAUAUUUUUAAUGGCAUUAUUUCCUGUGUCAUUGCAAAAAUUUAAAUCAUUGUUUCACAACACCAAACUAAGUUUUGCAUUGAAUAAAGUUGGAUUUGAUGAGAUGGCAAUGGAGGAACUGUUUAAGGGCGAACAAACACCAUGCACACAAAUGUCGGUGGAAAAGGUAUGGAGCAAAGCAUUUACACGACUCAGCACAGAGUCGCCAAUUAGAAAAACUGAUAUAAAUGGCGAUGGGAAUGCCGAUAUUAUUAUGGGCUAUUCAGUUGACGAUAGCAUACAGUAUCAGUCAGAAAAUCAUGGAAGCAUACCAAAAUGUGAAAUUGAAAAUGGUGGAUAUCGUGAAAUGGUUCCAUGUGAAGGAGGCAUUUUGGCGUUGGAUGGCACUACGGGCACGACCUUAUGGCAAAGAUGGACGCCAUCAAUUGUAUUCUCAAUAUUUUGCCAAACCGAUUUGAAUAAAGACCAGAAAAUUGAUUGUGUUGUGUCAGGCCGUGGUGGUUUGGUACUUGCGUUGAAUGGCGAAAACGGAGAAGUUCUGUGGCAUCUUCAUCCGAAUCAAAAAAUUUCAGACAUUCCGAUACCAAUACCAUCGACAUUAGUCGUUGAUUUAUACACCAUCAAUGGAAUCCGUGAUUUAGACGAAGAUUCAGUGCCUGAUGUAUUGGCCGCACGAGUUGAAGAGCAUCGUUCAACAGAUUUGAAUAUAAUUGCAGGUCAUAUUGUAAUCAUAAGUGGCCGUACUGGAAGGAUUAUAAAGAAUUUUUCAGCUCCAAAUCGCGAAGAAUUAUAUGUACCAAUACAAGUUCAUACGCAGAUUGAUGGCACUGAAUAUUUAUUGGUUUUAACUGGUGGUCAGAAUUCGCCAGGUGGUGUGUAUUUGAUUUCAUUGAAUACAAUUAUGGACCAUUCAAAAGAGAAUGAAUUCAUUACGGUGAUUCGAAGUGAAUCGUCUGGUUUUAUGGUGCCAGCGAUUUUAGUGGAUUUGAAUGAAGACGGUGGAGAAGACAUUGUUGUAUCUUCGUUCAAUUCAACGGUUUAUGCGUUCAAUGGACAAACGCAUGCCACACUAUGGAAAUACACAUUUGCUGAUUCAGAGAGCACGAGUUCAAUUGUGCCAGGCCAUUACAACAACGACAAUGUCACAGAUUUUAUGGUUAAAUACAAUUGUGGUCCAGGUUUUCCCGUUUAUUACUAUUCUCAAACGCAAAUCAUCAAUGGCAAAGAUGGCAGCUCGUUACUUGAUCAAAUGAUAAAUGAUUCGGGUGGUGCCAACAGUUUAUUGGGCGGCAUAUCAAUUUCACAGACAUUCGGUGGAGAUUUAUUCUUACAUUGGCAAACGACAUGCCGCGGAAAGUAUGAGGUUAAAGACCCGUAUCAAUUUAUUCCGGACAGUGAUAUUCUAUUACAAUCUCGUGCAGACACAUGUAUGCUUCGCUAUAAUGCUUCAACCGUUUUAAAAUUAUACGCAAUCACGAGACACAUUCAAUCUCCGGGAGCGGUUAUAUUUUCCACAGAUGACUUAUUAUUACAAUUGAAUCAAACGGAAUUGAAGCAACUGGAAAAACAAAUGGCGGUCUCACCGCUGAAGCAUCCCAAACUAUUGAAAAAGCUACUUAAUAUAAAUGAUGUAUCUACUGAUUCGGAAGUAAAUUCGAGUAUUAAUAGCACAAAACCCGAUGUCAAUACUGUAAUGAACGUUACAAAAUUCAUUGGUGAAGAGAGACUGAGACCAUCGGAAAUUCCAAAUAAAUCGAGUGCAUUUGAUAAAUUGAAAAAUAGAAAGAAAAUUAUGGAAAAUACCAACAAAAAUAUUGCACCAAAUCAAAUGCGAAUCAAUUCAAAUAAUUACGAAAAGCCAUUAUUUAAUGAGCAAACAAACGAAGAUGUGCAAUUGCCAUUGUCACCAAAUGAAGAAAAUGCAGAGAACGAAAUAAUUAACCAACGCAAAAAGCAAAUAAAAAAUUACAUAAUUAAUAACAUUAAUCGAGUUGAGGGUCGUAAUCAAUUUGCAAAUGAAUUAAUUCAGGAGCAACAGCAAGAGCUAAAUAAUCCCGCUGGGUUGAACAAUCCUCUUGAGGAUUAUCAAAAUUACUAUGACGACAACGAUAAGCGAAUGGCCAUGGCAAUAGCUAAUAACCGUGAUGUACGCGACUCAGAUGUUCACGUCGAUGAGAAUAUACCAGUUGUUGAAUUCCACGAUGGUAGUUAUAACGAUUCAUUUUCAUCGCACAAUCGUCCAAAUGAUUUCUCCGAUUCAUCCGAAUUUGUUAGUAAAACACGAAAAAAGGAUCGUGCUGAGACCUUGUGGGAUAUUGAAAUGGAAAAUGAGAAUGCGGAUAAAAUCAUUGAAGAGGCACAAAUAUUGAGUCCAAACACCGAAGAAGAUCGUGGUCGUCGCCAAUUGCCUCCGGAUCUCAUCCAAAUACCAAAUAAUCAAAAUUUAUUAGCACAAAUUUCCUCGACGGGCGUUUUAUUGAAAUCACUUAAUAACGCACCAUCCACGUUGGACUUUGUAUUUGUAUUGAAUGUUCGUGAAUCUGAACUAUAUCCGCCACUUUUACUGGCCGAAGACAUGAAAUGUUUGGAAGAUAAACUGGCAGUUUAUAAAGAUGAAUUUACUUCCGAGUAUGCAAGAAACAAUGUGGAAUUAGUUGAAAAACAAUUUUUGAAGGAGUGUUUGAUAAAAAGGAUGCCAAACUUAGCACCGCAUAUCUAUCAAUUCGAAUCGCAAAUUGUUGUGACACGAAUUUCAAUAACAUGUGCAUGCGGUGAUUUGAAAGCCGGCGAAAAAUGUUCAAAAUUCAAUUCAAUUGAUCGGCAAAGAUGGACCGAGUUCAUGGGGAAUUUGAAUAGUGGUGGCGUUUACUUGUCAGACUAAGUAUUUUUAUUGUGUAUUUAGUGUAAGAUUUUUGGGCCCUCGUUUUUGGCUCUUUUGCGUCAUUUGUUUUUGUAUGUAAAAAUAU
Messenger RNA from Contarinia nasturtii (swede midge), 3317 nucleotides. RefSeq lists its product as uncharacterized. Gene Ontology annotation, molecular function: protein binding. The transcript has 6 exons. Bases 32 to 3232 code for a protein of 1066 amino acids. Lineage: Eukaryota; Metazoa; Arthropoda; Insecta; Diptera; Cecidomyiidae. The record is from RefSeq and is a predicted model, not a curated record.